Aspergillus candidus is the source of this 261-nucleotide messenger RNA. RefSeq lists its product as uncharacterized. Bases 41 to 226 code for a protein of 61 amino acids. Lineage: Eukaryota; Fungi; Ascomycota; Eurotiomycetes; Eurotiales; Aspergillaceae. The transcript has a single exon. The record is from RefSeq and is a predicted model, not a curated record.
GUUAGGUGGUUGGAGGAGAUGCUGCUUUGGGCUUCCAUACAUGAAGCCUACCUUAAAUCCGUCCUAUAUUCGCACCACUGUCCGUCUUCUUGCCUAUCCCAUUCUUGGCAACCUUAUCAAUGACGACAGUCUUUCCAUCCUGCUACGAUCUGCUCUUACAUACCUGCCAAUUCCCAUGACGAUCAUUGCCGCAGCAGCCAUCCCCGAACCGCCCCCGGUAUAUUAGUACCCGACUAUUGACCAAAGCAUAGCCCCUUGAAG